CUUCCCUGAUCCAUCUCUUUGUUUAUUAAUCACAUUUCUCUCUCUCUGUAUCUUCCCCCCAACGCAACUACGCACACAUAUUUCUAUAACCCUUUUGCAUUUGUCUCUUACUCAUUGCCGAAUCAAAUUUUGAUUUCUAGCUCUUUGUCUUCACAUCUUUCUUCUCUAAUUUCACCCCCAAAUUGGGUUUCCAAGGUUCCCACUAAAAUCACUUCUUCGUCUUCGCUUUAGGGCUUUCUCUUUCUUCAUCUUCUUCAUCUCGGUGUCCAUGGACGCUUCUUGUGAUCUUGAAGUUGAUGUUAAUGGCGAAGAAACGUUCUUCAUUCAUGAGAAAAUCAUAUCGUCGUAUUGUGGAAAAAUACGAAAAUUAUUCGGUAAAUCAAAAGGCCCGACAAAAAAUCUCAAAGUUAUAUUCAACGAUUUCCCCGGAGGACCCGAAAGUUUCGAGCUUGUUUCAAGGUUUUGCUACAACAAGGGCAAAAUCGUAAUUAACCCCUAUACCUCACCUCGCCUAUUCCGCGCCGCACAUUAUAUGGAAAUGAACGAAACGGUUAGCGGGUCCCACAAUUUGCUCGAGAAAACCGAGAAAUCCCUUGAAGAAAUCAAGUUUUGGAGUUGGAUCGAGCUUCUUUCUGCUUUAAAGUACGUUGCUAUUUCUUCAAAAAUCCUUCAAACAUGUUUGGAUUCUUUAGUAGCACGACUCGUUUUCGCCGAAUUGAGCCUUUCUUGUCCAUCGAUUUCAUCGCCUGAAAGCUCGGCCCUUCGGUUAUCAACCGAUAGCAAAAGCACCGAGAGUGGUCAAACCCGUUUCUUGCGGUCAACAUGGUGGUUUGAAGAUUUGGUCAACGUUUUGACUCCCGAUUUGGUCAAACCAUUGGUCAAAUCGAUCAUUUUUCAUAAAUUCGAUCAUGGGGUUACAAGUAGGUUUCUUGUUUACUAUCAUAAAUCAAGAUUUAUCACCGCGAGUCCCGAAGAAAAACGAGAAAUAACGGAAACGGUCAUCGAUAGUUUGUGUUUGCUUGAUCAAAACUCAAACUCAAACUCAAACUCGGUUUCUUGCAAGAAUUUAUUCGGGAUUUUAAGGGUUUCUUCGAAUUUAAACAUUAGUAAAAUCUCGAAGAACAAUUUGGAGCGUAUGAUUGGGUCCCGCUUGGAUCAAGCGACUCUAGAUGAUCUUCUUGUUCCAUCUCCACACGGGUCGAAUUAUCUUUAUGAUGUGAAUUUAGUUUUACGGUUGGUGAAGUAUUUCUUGGUCGGAAAAGGCGGCGGCGGUGGCAGUUGUUUGGCCGGAAAAAGUGGCGGUGAGGUGGCGGUUUGUGAUAUGAAGAAAGUUACUCGAUUGAUAGAUUUGUAUGUUGCAGAAGUAGCUCCGGAUCCCCGUUUGAAACCGUAUAAGUUUUUGGCACUUUUAAAGAUCCUUCCGGAAUGUUCUAGAGACUCGUAUGAUGAAAUGUACCAUGCCAUCAACAUUUAUCUUCAGGUUCACAUGGGCUUAUCGGAUGAAGAAAAGACGAACAUAUGCGCUAGUCUCAACUACGACAAACUUUCGUCCGAAAUAUGCAAUCAUCUAAUGCAAAAUGAGAAAUUUCCGUCAAAAAUUACGAAAUUAGCCCUUAAAGCUCAACAAGUGAACCUUGAAAAUUUGUUUCUUGACAUUGACAUACAAAAACGGUUUGCCCUUCCACCUUGUGAAACCGAAAUAAAAGACGGGAGGCAUGGUCAAGUUGUACUCUAUGCUAAACAAGUUGUACCACAUGGAGGAAAAAUGGAUAUUGUGAAUGAAAAUGAGAAGAUGAGAGCACAUUUAGAAGGAAUGCAAUGGAGGGUGGUUGAAUUAGAGAAAGUUUGUAAGAAAAUGCAAGCACAAAUGACCAAAAUCUUGAAAUCAAGAUUGUCUAGACAAAAUAGUGCUAAAUCUUUGCCAAGGCUUUGCUCUUGAUAAUGUUUUUUUAUUUUUCAAAUAUUUUUUAGUAAAUAAUAUGAAAAAAUGCCCUAUUUUCUUGCAUUGUGAAACCAUAAAAAGUAC
This is a messenger RNA of Lactuca virosa, 2026 nucleotides long. The record is from the annotation of a GenBank genome assembly. NCBI's taxonomy places the organism in Eukaryota, Viridiplantae, Streptophyta, Magnoliopsida, Asterales, Asteraceae.